Megalopta genalis is the source of this 2150-nucleotide messenger RNA. Its product is annotated as Golgi resident protein GCP60. Gene Ontology annotation, molecular function: fatty-acyl-CoA binding. Lineage: Eukaryota; Metazoa; Arthropoda; Insecta; Hymenoptera; Halictidae. Gene Ontology annotation, cellular component: Golgi membrane. The record is from RefSeq and is a predicted model, not a curated record.
GUAUACUCCGUUACAUCAGCUGCGUCGUUCCUUGUGUUGUGGAAAUUAACUACAAAUGGUGAUACUAUAUGUGGUUUAUAUAUACAAAUGUUACUAUAAAGAGAAUCACUCGAAAUAAAACACCUUAUAAUAGAACUUUGUCUCCCCAAAAAUAUUGAAAAUGUUUGAAUCACUAUGUGCGCUUCGUGAACGAAGGUUAAGGCAUUCGUAGCGACAGUAAUUGACGUGUCAGUGCAAUUGCAAAUGGCGGGCACCAAUGGUGACAUUUCCUCAAUGGGGAGGAAAAUCGAAAAAUUAGGAAUAUCUGCCGAUGAAUCAACGAAAAAUGACAAUGACACGGAAAAGGAGAAAAAAGUCGAGCCUCGUCUUUGGGGUUUUGAGACCCGAGAACUCUAUAAAAUGGCAGUAAAUUUCUAUAAAGAGAAGGAAGGGAAAGCAGUUCAUCUAUCUUACGAAGAUAAGUUAAAAUUAGUUGCUUUUACACAACAAGUAACACAUGGGAAAUGUACAGCAGAAAAUGCUCCGCCUUUGGGUGUAUUGGAUGUGAUCGGAAGGGACAGACGUUUGGCAUGGCAAAAUUUGGGAGAUAUAUCUAAAGAUCAGGCUAUGGAGGGAUUUAUAGUUUUAUUAGAUAAAUUGUGUCCUUUGUUCAGAACAGUUGUAGAAGCGCAAAAAAGGGAUAUAGAAGAAAAAUUAAGGCUAAAGAAAGAAGAAGAGGCAAGACAAUUAGAAGAAGAGAAAAGAUUGAAAGAACUAGAUGAACAAAAGAAAAAGGAAGAAGAAGCUAGGUUAAAGGAAGAAUUACAGAGGAGACAAAUUCAAGAUGCCUUAAAUCAGCAAACGUAUUAUCAAUUUAAAAUGUAUGCAGAACAACAGUAUCCUGGAAACCCAGAACAACAAGGCGUUUUAAUAAGGCAGUUACAAGAGCAACAUUAUCAUCAAUACAUGCAACAAUUGCGUCAGAAUCAGUUAGUCGCAGAAGAACAAACACCAGAAACAAACAAUGCCACAACAGAAGAACCUGAAAAGGAAGAGCCAACUAAAGAAACUGAAGAAACAGCACCAUUAAAUGGAGAAGACUCGGAUGAAUUGGAUUGGCCACCUAUAGCACCUGCUGAAAUGUGGACAAUAAAAGGUGUCGAAGAGUUUAAAGAAACCAUUAGGAGAGAAGCUGGUGAUGCAGUUAUUAAAGUUGGACAUGGAGAAACAGUGACUGUGAGAGUGCCAACACAUGAAGAUGGCUCGUGUCUGUUUUGGGAGUUCGCAACGGAUGGUUAUGAUAUUGGUUUUGGGGUAUAUUUUGAGUGGUCAAAGCCAGAAACAAGUCAAGUGUCAGUACAUAUUACUGAAUCUGAAGAUGAGGAUGAAGAUGAGGAUGAUUAUGUUUUAAGGGAAGAUUUAGAGAGUGGAGUAUCAAAUGGUAGUGUUCAGUCUGAUUAUAAACUACCAUCACCGCCUAUAAGUGAGAUAGUACCUGUAUAUAGGAGAGAUUCUCAAGAAGAAAUCUAUGCGGGAAGUCAUAGAUACCCUGGACAGGGAGUGUAUCUUCUUAAAUUUGAUAAUUCAUACUCACUUUGGCGGAGCAAAACGCUUUAUUACAGAGUAUAUUAUACUCAGAAUGGCUAUGUAAAUUAGCUUCAUGAAAGUCCACUACAAUUCACAAAACGUACAACCAUUGAGAACUAGCCAACACAAUGGUCUGCCAAUACUGCUAGUCCAACUAAAUGAAGAGUCCUAUAUCAUACUUCUGUUCACAUAAGGCGAAGUGUUUGCAAACAAAAUUAUAUACUUAUUAUAGUUAUGUAAAGACACUUUAUUGUUUAAUAUGGCAAAAAAGUGGGCACAAGUAAAGAAAAGGUUCCUAUUGUUCCCUUCCCCGUGAAUGUUUAUAAAGUGAAGAAAACAAAUGAAUUGUAUAAACGUCAGCAACAACAGUAUAUGUGCAACAAAAAAAUCCCUUUGUAUCAAUUUUAUUCGUAUCGCAUUCGAGCUUUAUAUUAUGUUGAUAAUGUAUUGGUAAAUCUAUGCGUAAUAUUGUUUUCUAUGGUUUGAAUUUUAUUCUAUCUUUGUUGUUAUUUCACUCGUGACUGUAUCUUAUACUUUUAUUAAUAUUGUCCCACGUUUUAGAAAAAUACAUUGCAAUCAAAGCA